This is a messenger RNA of Durusdinium trenchii, 2142 nucleotides long. Lineage: Eukaryota; Dinophyceae; Suessiales; Symbiodiniaceae. The record is from the annotation of a GenBank genome assembly.
CAGGAAUUUAUGAGGCCUUAGAGUUGCGCGAUGGAGACAAGCGACUGCUGGGCAAGGGCGUUCAAAAGGCGGUGGCCAACGUCAACGAGAUCAUCGCGCCAAAGCUGAUUGGCAUGGAGGUGACGAAACAGACGGAGAUCGACAAACUCAUGGUGGAGACGCUGGAUGGCUCUCAGAAUGAGUGGGGCUGGUCCAAGGCCAAGUUGGGUGCCAAUGCCAUCUUGGCAGUCUCCAUGGCCGUUUGCCGCGCAGGAGCUGCCGCCAGUCGGAUGCCACUUUACAAAUAUAUCGCUAGGAUCUCUGGAAAGCCCUAUGACAACUUCGUGAUGCCUGUGCCCUCCUUCAACGUGAUCAACGGCGGCAGCCACGCAGGAAAUCGCUUGGCCUGCCAGGAGUUCAUGAUCCUGCCGGUGGGCGCCGCCUCCUUCCGCGAAGCCAUGUGCAUCGGCGCCGAGGUCUAUCACAACUUGAAGAGCGUCAUUAAGAAGAAGUACGGCCAGGACGCAUGCAACGUGGGCGACGAGGGCGGCUUCGCCCCGAGCGUCCAAGACAACAACGAGGCCUUGGAUGUGCUGAUGGAGGCGAUAGAGAAGUCCGGCCAUGCCGCAAAGGUGAAGAUCGGUACCGACGUGGCCGCUUCGGAGUUCUACAGCGCUGAGACCAAGAAAUAUGACUUGGACUUCAAGAACCCCAGCAGCCCAGACAGCAUGAAGAAGACUGCUGAUGAGAUGAUCGCCUACUACAAGGACUGGAUCAGCAAGUACCCCUUCGUCUCCAUUGAGGAUCCCUUUGACCAGGAUGAUUGGGAUGCUUACUCCAAGUUCCAAGCAGAAGUUGGUGAUCAGGUCCAGACGCUGGGCGAUGAUUUGUUGGUCACGAAUCCCAAGCGAGUGGAGAAGGCCUUGUCCGUGAAGGCUUGCAAUGCCUUGCUGCUGAAGGUGAAUCAGAUUGGCUCCGUGACGGAGGCCAUCGAAGCGGCCAGCAUGUCGCAGUUCGCCGGCUGGGGGGUCAUGGUCUCCCAUCGCUCUGGUGAGACGGAGGACUCCUUCAUCGCGGACCUGGUCGUGGGACUGCGCACGGGGCAGAUCAAGACGGGCGCGCCCUGCCGUUCCGAGAGGUUGUCAAAGUACAACCAGCUCCUGCGUAUUGAGGAGGAAUUGGGCGAAAGGUGUUCUUACGCGGGCACCGGCUUCCGCAACAUUGGUUCCCCGGACUUCGGCAUGAAGAGGAAGCCGUUUGUGGGCGGCAACUGGAAAUGCAAUGGGAAGCUCAGCGGCGUCAAGGAACUCCUGGCAGCACCUUCGUCUGCACCAGAGCAGGGCGCCUUCAAGGGCAUCGGAGCAGAUCCUAAAUCCGUGGACGUGGCCAUCUUUGCUCCCACGCUGCACAUCCCUGCGGCCCAGGACUGCCUGGCGGGCGAUGCUGCGAUCCAGCUAGGGGUGCAAAACAUGAGCAAGACAGGUGAGGGUGCCUUCACUGGAGAGGUCUCCGCUGGUCAGGUGGCCGAUUGCGGACUUAAGUAUGUCUUGGUCGGCCACUCCGAACGCCGCUCGUUGUACGGAGAGACGGACGAGGAUUGCGCGGCCAAGACGAAGGCCGACGGUUUGACGGUGGUCUUUUGCAUUGGCGAGUCGUUGGCUGAACGUCAAUCUGGGAAGACCACAGACGUCUGCGAGAAACAGAUGAAGGCUGUGAUCCCUGUGAUCUCGGACUGGUCGAAGAUCGUCAUCGCCUACGAGCCGGUGUGGGCCAUCGGUACCGGCGUCGUCGCCACGCCGCUCCAAGCGCAAGACACCCAGUACCAGGUGCGCCGUUGCAUCCGUGACGAGUGUGGCGCAGAGAUUGCGGACUCGGUGCGGAUCAUCUAUGGUGGAUCGGCCAAUGAGAAGAACUGCAAGGCCUUGGGUGAGCUGCCCGACGUGGAUGGCUUCCUCGUGGGCGGCGCCUCUUUGAAACCCACCUUCACGGAGUCCGUCCCCACGCUUCAGGCAGCCUUUAAACCUUAAGUCUUGCAAGAUGCUCCUGCCUCGCCCGCACAUAUAGUGUGUGCGUCUGAAAUUUCUCUUGCUGGAAAGGCGGCAUGUCGCAACUGUCAACUUACAGCUUUGGGAUGUGCCAGAUGCUUUGCCAGUUCCUGUUGCC